AUGUUUCAUGCUUUCUAACGUUGAAUGUAGAUUGUAGCAAUUAAACAACUUGACCGAAAUGGACUACAAGGGAACAGAGAAUUCCUUGUUGAAGUUUUGAUGUUAAGUCUUCUUCACCACCCUAACCUUGUCAACCUGAUUGGUUAUUGUGCUGAUGGGGAUCAAAGGCUUCUAGUUUAUGAAUUUAUGUCAUUAGGAUCAUUGGAAGACCACUUACACGAUAUUUCACCUGGGAAGAAACAACUUGAAUGGAACACGAGGAUGAAAAUAGCUGCUGGGGCUGCAAGGGGAUUGGAAUAUUUACAUGACAAAGCUAAUCCUCCUGUCAUAUACCGUGAUUUAAAAUGCUCCAACAUUUUGCUUGGUGAAGGGUAUCAUCCGAAGUUAUCUGAUUUUGGUCUGGCUAAACUUGGCCCUGUGGGGGAAAACACCCAUGUAUCAACAAGGGUUAUGGGAACCUAUGGAUAUUGUGCACCAGAGUAUGCAAUGACAGGUCAACUGACUCUGAAAUCAGAUGUUUAUAGCUUUGGUGUUGUUCUUCUGGAAAUGAUUACUGGAAGGAAAGCAAUUGAUAAUUCAAGAUCUGCAGGAGAACAGAAUCUUGUUGCAUGGGCCAGACCCUUGUUCAAAGAUCGAAGAAAAUUCUCACAAAUGGCUGAUCCGAUGCUCCAAGGUCAAUAUCCUUCAAGAGGGCUAUACCAGGCCCUUGCUGUUGCAGCUAUGUGUGUUCAGGAGCAGGCCAAUAUGCGUCCAGUUAUAGCUGAUGUUGUCACUGCUUUGAGUUACCUUGCGUCACAAAAAUAUGAUCCCAAUACAAAGACUGUACAAAGCUCUCGCCUUGCUCCUGGAACUCCUCCUAGAACCAAGAGGGGAUAGUGAUAUGGAGCUCAAUGUUUUUUAAUGGUAGUCUGGUGCAAAUUUCAAACAUCUUACCGUAUACUGAAAUAUAUAUAGAUUUGUAGAUGUUAAUACUGGUUGUCUUAUGGUGGUGUUUUUCGUUCAGAGCAUAGUUGCUAAAAUUGUUGUAAAAUUUUGUUGUACUUCUGGUGCACAUAAGUGCUCCUAUUUUCCAUUUGGAGCCAAGAUGGAAUAUCCACUUCCUUUUCCCUUAGUUUCGAUUUUUAAAGCAAAUUACUGGAUUCAUGAUU
Vigna angularis (adzuki bean) is the source of this 1148-nucleotide messenger RNA. Its product is annotated as probable serine/threonine-protein kinase PBL7. The record is from RefSeq and is a predicted model, not a curated record. Gene Ontology annotation, biological process: protein phosphorylation. Lineage: Eukaryota; Viridiplantae; Streptophyta; Magnoliopsida; Fabales; Fabaceae. Gene Ontology annotation, molecular function: ATP binding; protein kinase activity. The transcript has 3 exons. The coding region runs from base 100 to 876 and encodes 258 amino acids.